AUGACGGCGGAAGACGAAAACGACAAGGAGCUCAGUGAGAAGAUCAUUGAUGUGGCAGAAGCGGCAGAGAAGUGGCAGGUUUUGGCGCCAUAUGCAGAAAAGGUAGCAAGCUUCGUGGAGGAAUAUGGCGAAAUCAUUGAUGGAAUCGGAACGGCCUUUGCAGUAGUUGGUGUUGUCUGGGGUAUCUACUCAAAGAUGGAGAAGGCUAAAGAAGAUGCUGCUCAGCGUGCGGCGAUGGUCGAGAAGAUUACUAAAGCUGUCAACGGAAUGAUCAAACGCUCGACCGCGGAGGUGCAAGCUUCCAUCCGCGAGGAAUCGGUCGGGACUACCCUUGCUCUCGUGCAAACCGUUCAGGUGGGAUUCAGUCGUGAUGUAGUACCUUACUUCAAGGAGUAUCCAGUCAGCGGGUGGGAUACUGGCCUUGUGGACCUGUACUUGUUCAACGCGCGACAAGCGAUUGAGGAACUGCAUCUUCUCAUCGAAAAGCAUGCCAAAAUUGGUGACGGCGGCACUCUACUCGUUCUUUACCGUAACUUGAACAGCAUCUUGCAGUGCAAGUUCACCAUCGACAAGUGGCGCCGCGGCGACGACCCGGAGGUCAUCAACCAAGCAUCUAUAGAGGCGGAACGUCUUUUCCAGGCCGCAAUCACCGUCAACAAUGGCAUGCGACUCAUGAGCGACUUAUCCUUCUCUCCAGGCCUCGUUUACUGGCAAGUUGGGGGUGGUAACCGGCCAUCUCUCGCGCAUUACAAGUAUUACUACAAAGGUCAGAUAGGGCCAACGAUCAACAAGGAUCCGAAAAUCGUCUCUCGGGCUUACAUUGAGCAUCGAGCUGCGGCCCGCAGCACUGUGGUCCCAUCCGACGUAAAUGUGUGGAUCAGACAGGCAGUGGAACUGAGGGGUGAACUUUACGACCGCAAGAAUGGAAGAUGGUUAAACAAAGUCGAUGUUGUUGCAAGUGUAUAG
Lindgomyces ingoldianus is the source of this 966-nucleotide messenger RNA. RefSeq lists its product as uncharacterized. The coding region runs from base 1 to 966 and encodes 321 amino acids. NCBI's taxonomy places the organism in Eukaryota, Fungi, Ascomycota, Dothideomycetes, Pleosporales, Lindgomycetaceae. The record is from RefSeq and is a predicted model, not a curated record. The transcript has 3 exons.